UCUUUGUCUCUUGAACCCAGAAACAAACCCCUACUAUUAUCUAAAUAAAACAGCUCCUUUUUGCACUUCGAUUGCUGCAGAAAUCCGUGUACAAAAACUAUUGUUUUGUCGCUUUCCAAAGGACAGUUCAGUGGUUGAUCUUGCUAGUACAAAAGCAAGAUCAACAAGGCGCUUCAUUGUAUCCUACGGGCAUUUCGGGUUACUUCUUUUGCAUGCCAGAUCUGGUGGGGGCGAAAUUAGCCUAAAGGAAAGUGGCAUUUGCAACACGCCUUGAAGCCAUUUGCAGAUUUUCUACCCUAUUUCUUCAACAAUCUUUAGGCUAAUUUUCUGUUCUGCAAUUAUGGCUGCAACUUUGCAUGAGAUGGCUACUAAUUUCUAGAAGUUAGAUCGCUUUGAUGGGGGCAACUUUAUUCGAUGGCAACGCAAGAUGCACAUCCUUCUCACAACUCUCAACAUCGUUUAUGUUCUCACUGAUGCUCGACCAGAGGAAAAUGAGAAUGAAACUUUGCAAGAUACAAGGAAAAGAAAAAAGUGGGAGAAUGAUGAUUAUGUCUGCAGGGGCUGCAUCUUAAAUGGAACUUCAAGCAAGCCCAAAAAGCCUUUCAAGAAGAAGGAGUAUUCUGUCAAGCAAAAUCAGAAAUUUAAGAAGCAAAAGGGUGCAUGUUUCCAUUGUGGAAAAACUAGACACUUCCAAAGGGAGUGUUAUUUUCUCAAGAAGAAAAGGAAAGCACCAGCAUUAGCACAUGAAAAAUUCAUUGCUGUGAUUUCUGAAAUUAAUCUCAUGGAAGAUGACACUGCUUGGUGGAUAGAUUCUGGUGCUACAAAGCAUGUUUGCAAGGACAAAAGUUUAUUCAAGACUUUAAAACUAGAACCUGAAGGAAAUGUGCUGUAUGUGGGAAAUUCUGCAGCAGUACAAGUGAAAGGCAAAGGAACCGUGGACCUUGAGUUCACUUCUGGAAAAGUUCUCACUCUCACUGAUGUGCAUUAUGUGCCAGAUAUAAGAAAAAAUCUAGUUUCAGCAAGCUUGUUGAACAAAUUUGGUUUUAAACUUGUAUUUGAGGCAGAGAAAUUUAUUCUGUCUAAGGGUGGGAUUUUUGUAGGAAAAGGUUAUGCUUAUGAGGGCAUGUUCAAGAUGAACAUUAAUUAUAAUAUUAAUAAUAAGGGUGUUGUUUCUGCUUAUAUUCUUGACUCAUUUAAUUUAUGGCAUCAUAGAUUAGGACAUGUUAAUUUCAAGAAGAUGUAUGAGAUGUCUAAAUUAGAACUAAUUCCUACCUUACCUAAAAAUGAAUCACAAUGCAAGACAUGUAGGCUUACUAAGAUUACUAGAAUACCUUUUCCUAAGAUUGAAAGAGUUUCUAAAUUGCUUGAUCUUGUGCAUAGUGAUGUUUGUGACAUGCAUAGUACUCCUUCUAUUGGUGGCAAGAAAUAUUAUGUUCCUUUUAUUGAUGAUUAUUCAAAAUUCUGUUAUGUUUACUUGUUAAAUACAAAAGAUGAAGCAAUGGAAAAAUUCAAAGUUUAUAAAGUAGAAGUGGAAUUGCAAACUGAGACAUUUAUCAAAUGUCUAAGAACUGAUAGAGGUGGGGAAUAUUAUGAUCCAUCUUACUUUGAAUCCACUGGAAUUAUCCAUGAGAUAACAGCCCCAUACACACCACAACAAAAUGGUGUGGCAAAACGUAAGAAUAGAGUUUUAACUGAAAUGGUGAAUGCCAUGUUAUCAAAUUCUGGUUUAAGUCCAGGUUUUUGGGGUGAAGCAUUGCUAACAGCAUGCCAUAUAUUGAAUAGGGUGCCUACUAAAAAAGGCCAACUUAUCCCAUAUGAACUUUGGAAGAAAAGAAAACCAAACCUUAACUAUUUAAGAGUUUGGGGGUGUAAAGCAAUUGUAAGAGUACCUGAACCCAAAAGGAAAAAAUUAGGUGAAAGAGGAAUUGAAUGUAUAUUUUUGGGGUAUGCAAAAAAUAGUAAGGCAUACCGGUUUAUGGUCAUUGAACCAAAUGAUUCAAUUAAUGUCAAUACCAUAAUUGAAUCAAGAGAUGCUAUUUUUGAAGAUAGCAGAGUUAAUUCAAUUCCUAGACCUAAAGAAGCAAUUACUGAAAGUUCAGAACAAAGAAUAGAAGACAACUUGGAAGAAAACAAGUUGGAAGAAAACAUUGAAGUUAGAAGAAGCAAAAGAGCUAGAAAAGCAAGAACAUAUAGUCCAGAAUUUUACAUGUUUCUUAUUGAAGGAACAAGAGAAAAGACAAGAAAAGCAACUAAAUUUUGUUAUAAUAUAGAAGCUGAUCCUGUGACAUUUGAAGAAGCAAUUAAGUCACAAGAUUCAGCUUUUUGGAAGGAAGCCAUAGAUGAGGAAAUGAGUUCCAUAAUGGGGAAUAACACAUGGAUUUUAGUGGAUCUUCCACCAGAUGAAGAAGUAUACAUGGAGCAACCAGAAGGGUUUGUGAUGCCUGGUCAAGAAAAAAAAGUUUGCAAGCUUAUAAAAUCCUUGUAUGGACUUAAGCAAGCUCCUAAACAAUGGCAUCAAAAAUUUGAUGAAGUGGUGCUUGCUAAUGGCUUCAAAUUAAAUGAAGCAGAUAAAUGUGUUUAUAGCAAGUUUAAAAAUGGACAAGGUGUUCUUAUAUGCCUAUAUGUAGAUGACAUGCUCAUCUUUGGUACCAACAUAGAACAAGUUGAAGAAACCAAAAGGUUCUUGUCUAGAAACUUUUCCAUGAAAGAUAUGGGUGCUGUUGAUGUGAUUUUCGGAAUAAAAAUUCAUAGAGAUGGUGAUAAUUUAAUCCUUUCUCAGUCCCAUUAUAUAGAAAAAGUCUUGAAGAAAUUUAAUUUUUAUGAUUGUGCAAUUGUUUCUACACCUUUUGAUCCUAAUGUAAGGUUAACAUCUAAUGAUGGAAAACCAAUUGCACAAUUAGAAUAUUCAAGAGUGAUUGGAUGCUUGAUGUAUGCAAUGAUUUGCACAAGACCAAAUAUAGCAUACGCUGUUGGGAAACUUAGUAGAUACACAAGUAAUCCCAAUUCUUUACAUUGGCAAGGAAUACAUAGAGUCUUGAAAUAUCUCAAGAAAACUAUGUAUUAUGGCAUUUGCUAUAAUGGUUAUCCUUCUGUACUAGAAGGCUUUACGGAUGCUAGUUGGAUCACGGAUCAUGAGGAUCAUAAAUCCACAACUGGAUGGAUUUUCAUGCUUGGUGGGGGUGCUGUUUCUUGGGGAUCCAAGAAGCAAACUUGCAUAACAGAUUCCACCAUGGCAGCUGAGUUUAUUGCCUUAAACUCUGCAUGUAAAGAAGUGGCACUUUUGAUGGGAUCUACCUAUAUGAGUGGAAGUGGUGCCGCUUCUAGGAGUUGGGGACUUGACUCUAAUAGCACUCAUGAAAAGGAUACAUGACACAUGGCCAGUUUUUGUGUCGAUGGAUGCUGAAUUCCUUCUUUGGAAAGCUUGAAGUCUUGUGUGUGACAUGUGCCCAAUUAAUCACUUAGAAUCAC
This is a messenger RNA of Rubroshorea leprosula, 3468 nucleotides long. NCBI's taxonomy places the organism in Eukaryota, Viridiplantae, Streptophyta, Magnoliopsida, Malvales, Dipterocarpaceae. The record is from the annotation of a GenBank genome assembly.